Messenger RNA from Carassius gibelio (silver crucian carp), 1904 nucleotides. RefSeq names its product ubiquitin-conjugating enzyme E2 J1. NCBI's taxonomy places the organism in Eukaryota, Metazoa, Chordata, Actinopteri, Cypriniformes, Cyprinidae. The record is from RefSeq and is a predicted model, not a curated record. The transcript is spliced from 8 exons. The coding region runs from base 187 to 1164 and encodes 325 amino acids.
ACUUCCUGUUUUCAUUUUUUUUUUCUCAUGUGACAUCUGAGAAAAUUAAUCUCGAAAGUAGGAAAGAAAACUUCAGUAUCGCCACGUCAAGAUUACAGCGCUAGAUAAACACCUGGCUGAAAUCCUAAAGACACCACUGAAUAACCAGAGCAGAAGAUAUCAGCCCAGCGUGAGUUUUCUUCAGACAUGGAGAGCAAAUAUAACUUGAAGAGUCCAGCUGUGAAGAGGCUGAUGAAAGAAGCAGCAGAGCUCCGGGACCCAACCGAACAUUACCACGCUCAGCCACUGGAGGAUAACCUGUUUGAGUGGCACUUCUCCGUUCGAGGACCUCCAGACUCUGAUUUUGAUGGUGGAGUGUAUCACGGUCGGAUUGUGCUGCCCCCUGAGUACCCCAUGAAGCCCCCCAGCAUCAUUCUGCUCACUCCCAAUGGACGGUUUGAAGUUGGGAAGAAGAUCUGUCUGAGCAUUUCUGGUCACCAUCCAGAAACAUGGCAGCCAUCAUGGAGUAUUCGGACAGCUUUGAUAGCAAUCAUUGGAUUCAUGCCAACUAAAGGUGAAGGAGCGAUAGGAUCUCUGGAUUACACUCCUGAGGAGAGAAGAGCUCUCGCUAAGAAGUCUCUGGAUUUCUGCUGUGAUGCGUGCGGCAGCUGUAUGCGCUCCGCUCUGCUAGCGCUCUCUCCUGACAGUGACCUCCGACCUGUUGACCCUCAGGCACACAGACUGGCACAGCAGAUCAACUUCAAGGCUGAAUCCAGCUCCUCUGCGGACAGCGGCAGUUCAGUGGCAGCGGCUUCGAGUAACGGCGAGAGCUCAGCUACAGAAGAGAGAGACGCAGAAGAGCCGGCAUCCUCUGAGCAGGUGAGACAAACACCCCUGCGCUCUCACAGGACUGAAUCAUCAUCAUCAUCCUCAUCAUCUGUGGCUCCUCCGGCAUCAGGCGAGGGUCUGUCUGUUCCAGCGGCUCCGAGUCCACGUCAGCGGCGCUCACAGAACCAGAGCCAGUCCCCGAGAUCCCCGGCGUCCCCCGCCGCUCAGCUCCCCCCGCAGGACCCCAGUCACACGGGCUCGGCCGUCCUCAUCGUCCUCCUCACACUCGCGCUAGCUGCGCUCAUUUUCCGCAGGAUCUAUUUGGCUCAUGAGUAUAAGUUUGAUUAUGAACUAUGAACUCUUCACCACUGUGGUUCUGCCCUCGUCCAGGUCCAGCUCACCCUCGCGCUCAUGUUUCGUGUUUCGGGAGGGGAGCAGAUAUCUGGAUAUAUUCACACAACAAAAACUGGAGGGGCAAAUCUCAGUAUGUUAGUCAGGAACACGUCAUGGUCUGAUUUCAACCCCAAAAAAUGCUAAAGUAUAUUUCACAAGAAGACAGUCAAGUCUGUAUUUGGACCAUUAAGAUUUUUUUUCCACUCAAAAAUGCAAUUCUUAUUACUGUUAUGUGUUCUUAAUACUGUUAUUAUAUGCGUACUAUUUUAACUGUAAAGUAUUUAUGCAUCAUGGUAGUAAUAGCACUGCCUUUUAAUUUAAGACUUUUUUUUUUAAGACUUUUUUUUGUGAAAAGCAGCUCAUCUGCACACAUUACAGUAAUGAGAUUGUGUUGCAUGUAUUAAGAGUUUGGGCGUGAUGUUCCUGCUUUCUUAAUGCAAAAUCAAUCUAAUUCAUAAAAUUGAAUUUCAUUUUGGGGUGAAAUAUGACCAAGACAUGUUUAUAAGUGGCUUGUUUUCAGAUCCUGCGAUUUAUUGUUUGUAUACGGUGUCCCAAAUAAUGCAUUAAUGAAAGGCUGUUGUUACAAAUCGUACAAAAUUUGGUCUUCGACUGAAACAAACAGAAAAUCUGAAGCCUGUAGAGAUGGAAUUGCUUCUGUUGUGUGUUUGUCUAUCCCAAGAUUAAACAUUUACAUACUUGCUGUA